Molecule: messenger RNA, 576 nt
Organism: Cetraspora pellucida
Lineage: Eukaryota; Fungi; Glomeromycota; Glomeromycetes; Diversisporales; Gigasporaceae
Source: the annotation of a GenBank genome assembly
AUGCCCAAGUGUUUCUCUUGUAAUAAAACUUUUAAAAACUGGCAAGCAUUGGGUAAUCAAAUUAGAAAACAUCAUGAUAACAGUGAAUCUAAUAAAGGACAAAACCUUGAUGUUUCACUUUUCAACUAUACAAACUUCUCUCAAAGCCAUGAAUCUGUCAAAGAACAGAACAUCAAAUUUUUUAAUUAUGCAAAUGAUUUCUACAGCAGCAACACAUCCAAUAAUGAAUCCAUAGUAUCUGACACAAGCGAUUCCUACAGCAACAUAUCCAAUAAUGAAUCUGCAGUAUCUGAUUUAUUAGACAUAACAAAUACAGACAUUAAUGAAUUCGCUGAAUAUAAUAAUUUAAUUGCUAGAAAAUGGAAAGGCCUUGAAGAUAUAUAUCAAGAAUUUCCAUCAGAGGAAUAUGCAGAAUUUAUGAACAUAAUAACAUGUUUUCAUGUACAAGAUCCACUUGCAAAUGCAUUUAUAAGGUUCUUUAACAAAUAUUCUAAUCAUAAUGACUAUCUCUUACCAUCAUCAUCACUAACUGGGUGGGUGUUCAUUAAAAAUCUUAACCUUCCAAAUUUUGGCUAG